This is a messenger RNA of Olea europaea var. sylvestris, 1045 nucleotides long. RefSeq names its product zinc finger protein 1-like. Gene Ontology annotation, biological process: negative regulation of abscisic acid-activated signaling pathway. The coding region runs from base 21 to 749 and encodes 242 amino acids. NCBI's taxonomy places the organism in Eukaryota, Viridiplantae, Streptophyta, Magnoliopsida, Lamiales, Oleaceae. The transcript has a single exon. The record is from RefSeq and is a predicted model, not a curated record.
UGUCAUAGACUAAUCGUCGUAUGGAGGCAUCAGUUCAGUACCAUAAUGUCCAAACAGCCCAACGAAGAACCAAGCAAAUGAAAGAACAAGAUCAGAAUCAAGCAAACAGAAGAAAUAUCAAUCUUGUGCUGGAUCUAAGCCUCUCAAUCAAGGAUAUUGAUCAAAACUCCGGCCCGGAACUCAAUCUUUUAGACAAAAAUCUUUCAGAAAAUCCGUCGAAUAAUGAUCCAAGUCCUCAAGGUAAUGAAUCCGGACCACCUUUUUUUUCGUGCAACUAUUGCCAAAGGAAAUUCUAUAGUUCCCAGGCUCUAGGAGGCCAUCAAAAUGCUCAUAAGCGCGAGCGGACCAUCGUGAAACGUGGGCCCCGCUUUGGUGGCGCCGCCUCUCGUAGCCGCGACCGGUAUUUGAACAUGGGUUUUCUGCCACUGCAUGGAUCAUUGAAUAGGUCUCUUGGGAUUCACGUGCACUCUACAAUUCAUGAGCCAACUUAUUUAGCAUCAUCCACUACAUAUGGACAACAUGGCUGGUCUAGAAAGCCUCUUGAUCAGCAACCAACGAUCAGGCGGCUGGCAGCACAGAAUCAUCACGUUGGCAGUUCAUCGAAUGGCGGAGCAGCUAGAUUUGACACUGUUCAGAAGUUCUCGUUAGGGGUCAACGGCAUCGGAAUACACAGAUGGAACAGUACUGGUCCUCCUAUGAAGACUAAUCAAGAAGAGCAGAAAAAGUUAGACUUAUCCCUUAAGCUCUAACUGCAUCUUUGGUACCGGACUCAACACUAAUAACGAGAUAAUUGCUUCUUAAUUUUUCUUCUUGAACAAUGUUCCCCACUAAACGUAUCCUUAGUUAUGUUCAUAUUCCUGCAACCUCCGGUCCGCAACCUCACCUCCACCCUGGAAAUAGUUAGCAAAGGACAGAUUAGAGACUGUUUUAGCUGUAGAGAAUUUUCUUGAACUUGUAUCGAGAUUCAGCAUUAUGGGACAAUUAAAUCAUGUAUCUUGGUCAGAUUCAAGAUUUUUCCUUGAAGUUUUUAUCGAGCAAAAAUUUU